Phlebotomus argentipes is the source of this 1067-nucleotide messenger RNA. RefSeq names its product caspase-like. Lineage: Eukaryota; Metazoa; Arthropoda; Insecta; Diptera; Psychodidae. Gene Ontology annotation, cellular component: cytoplasm. The record is from RefSeq and is a predicted model, not a curated record. The coding region runs from base 72 to 965 and encodes 297 amino acids. The transcript has 2 exons. Gene Ontology annotation, biological process: apoptotic process; proteolysis.
CAUUGUUUUGACGUGCGAAGAAGUGGCUUGGUUCUGAGAAAUCAUUUCUUAACACUAAUUCUGUGAAAAAUAUGGAAAACCACCGAAAUAAUCGUGACGCAGUGAACUCAAAUGCCCACGUGGGAGAGCCAGGAGACGAGGGAGACGCCUGGGGUGUGAAUGACAGGAACAACACAAAGAAUGUGUCCGCAUGGAUGCCUGUGGAUAGGUAUGCUUCUGAGUACAACAUGAAGCACAAGAAGCGCGGAAUUGCUGUGAUCUUCAACCACGAGACCUUCACGAAUCACACGCUAAAGGCAAGGGCAGGCACAAAUGUGGACGCAGAGAACCUCAGCAAUUGCCUGAAGAAGCUCCACUUUAGCGUGGAAAUGUGCAAGGACUUCAUGUUCAAGGAGAUCCAUGAGAAAAUCGAGAAGCUGGCCAAGAUGGAUCACAGUGACUCGGAUUGCAUCCUCGUGGCGAUUCUGUCGCAUGGCGAGUUCGGCAGCAUUUACGCCCGCGACAUUCCGUACAACCUCGACUCCAUCUGGUCGUUCUUCACCGCCGACCGCUGCCCCAAGCUGGCCGGGAAGCCCAAGCUGUUCUUCAUUCAGGCUUGCCAGGGAGAUCGACUGGACGGCGGCGUGACUCUGAUGCAGCGCACAGAAACGGACUCUGGGAGUGUGUCCAGCAUGAGUUAUCGCAUCCCAACGCAUGCGGACUUCCUCAUUGCCUACUCCACCAUUCCCGGCUUCUACUCGUGGCGCAACACCACGAAGGGCUCCUGGUUCAUCCAGUCGCUGUGCACCGAACUGAGCGCCAACGGCACCAAGUACGAUCUGCUCACGCUCCUCACGUUCGUCUGCCAGCGCGUGGCGCUGGACUUCGAGUCCAACACGCCAGACUGCGAGACGAUGCACCAGCAGAAGCAGAUCCCUUGCGUUACCACAAUGCUGACGCGUCUCCUGCGCUUCCACGACAAGUGAAUCUCUUGAUGAGCCUCUUGAUGACAAGGAGCCCCGGAGGCUCUGCAGCUAAAUCAAUUUUAUCUGAAAUCUCAAAUAAAGUAUAGUUUUAUACGAUGAUAA